CGCUCCUCCUCUUCAUACUCUAGCCAAGUGUAAAGAUGGCGUCCAUUAUGGAAGGGCCGCUGAGUAAAUGGACUAACGUCAUGAAAGGUUGGCAGUACCGUUGGUUCGUUUUGGACUACAACGCUGGAUUGUUGUCUUACUAUACGUCCAAAGACAAGAUGAUGAGGGGUUCACGGAGAGGCUGUGUUCGGCUCAGGGGAGCUGUGAUAGGUAUUGACGACGAGGACGACAGCACUUUCACCAUCACGGUGGACCAGAAGACCUUUCAUUUUCAAGCCCGUGAUGCAGACGAGAGGGAGAAGUGGAUCCAUGCCUUAGAGGGGACCAUUCUCAGGCACACCCUUCAGCUGCGGGAGGCAGAAACGGGGCUUGUUCCCAGCGUUCAAGAUUUCGACAAGAAACUUGCUGAGGCUGACGCCUACUUGCAGAUUCUGAUUGACCAAUUAAAACUUUUUGAUGAGAAACUUAAGGACUGCAAAGAAGAUGAGUCGCGCAGAAAAAUUGAGAAUCUGAAGGAAACGACCUGUAGUAUGGUAGAAUCAAUCAAGCACUGUAUUGUACUGCUGCAGAUUGCCAAGGAUCAAAGUAACGAACAGCAACACGCAAACGGACUGAUAAGCACUAUCAAUCCGGUGGAUGGGAUUUUUCAGCCCAACCCCCUGGAGUCCACUGUAGUCAGCACCAUGCCCACCCAGUCCACCCUCCCCACAGAUAACGCUCAGACAUGCAAGGCGGAGCAAAGGCCGUCCUCUCUGCCUGUGGGUCCUGUAACCACGGUGGUGAGCAACCUGCAGACCCCCACGCCCAACAGCACAGGAAGCGGGCCCUCGGGGCCCAGCAGCAGCGUUACCUCUCCCAGCCACAUAAACCUGUCGUCCAACACCGUGCCCGACUUCUCCUACUCCAGCAGCGAGGACGAGUUCUACGAUGCCGACGAGUUCUACCAGAGCAGCACGUCUCCCAAGCACGGCAUGGAUUCCUCCAGGACUGCGGCUGCCGUACCUCACACUGGCGCUGACGCUGCCCUCAAACGGCCAGACACCAACGACUCCCUCAACUCCUCCAUGUCCAACGGCACCACCGAUGCAGACCAGUUUGACAGCCACGAUGACCGCGACGACGACGGCGAGGGCGAGUCGGUGGAGGAGCACAAGAGCGUCAUCAUGCACCUGCUGUCCCAGGUGCGCCUGGGCAUGGACCUCACCAAGGUGGUCCUGCCUACGUUCAUCUUGGAGAGGAGGUCACUGUUGGAGAUGUACGCUGACUUCUUCGCCCACCCGGAUUUGUUCGUUAGCAUCGCGGACCAGCCGGAGCCCAGGGAGCGCAUGGUGCAGGUGGUGAAGUGGUACCUGUCGGCCUUUCACGCGGGUCGGAAAGGGUCCGUGGCCAAGAAGCCCUACAACCCCAUCCUGGGAGAGGUGUUCUUCUGCCACUGGGACCUGCCGGCAGAGUCCGAGGAGACGAGCGCAGCGGGGAGUGCAGCGGUGAACACAGCGGGGAGUGCAGCGGUGAACACAGCAGUGAGCGCAGCGGUGAACACAGCGGUGAACACAACGGAGCCGGUGUCAGAGGGCCCGGUGCCCUGGUGUGGGAAGGGCAGCGUGUCCUUCGUAGCAGAGCAGGUCUCGCAUCACCCCCCAAUAUCCGCCUUCUACGCAGAGUGCUUCAGUAAAAAGAUCCAGUUCAAUGCCCACAUCUGGACCAAGUCGAAGUUCUUGGGCAUGUCUAUUGGGGUCCAUAAUAUCGGCCAGGGCUGCGUGUCCUGCCUGGAGCACGACGAGCACUACAUCCUCACCUUCCCCAACGGCUAUGGCAGGUCAAUCCUCACCGUCCCGUGGGUGGAGCUGGGCGGGGAGUGCAACAUCUCCUGCUCCAAGUCGGGCUACAGCGCCACCAUCACAUUCCACACCAAGCCCUUCUACGGCGGGAGGAAGCACAGGAUAACGGCGGACAUUUUUGCUCCCAAUGACAAGAAGUCCUUCUGCUCCAUCGAGGGAGAGUGGAACGGAGUGAUGUACGCCAAAUGGGCGUCAGGGGAGAAUUCCUUGUUCAUCGACACAAAGAAACUGGGCAUCGUGAAGAAGAGGGUGAGGAAGCUGGAGGACCAGCUGGACUAUGAAUCUCGCCGGCUGUGGAAGGAUGUCACCACUAACCUGAAGCUCAGAGACAUUGACGCAGCCACAGAUGCAAAGCACCGCUUGGAGGAGAAGCAGAGGGCCGAGGCUCGGGAGAGGAAGGAGAACGAGGUCCAGUGGGAGACCAGGCUGUUCCACGAGGACGGGGAGUGCUGGGUGUACGAUGAGCCCCUACUGAAGAGAACGGCAGCACAACGGCACUGAGCAUCGCCGAGGACCCCCGGAUGCGACACAACAGAGUCUUAAUAAGAACUCCUUUACAGACCACUUCUCAUCCAAGCCUUUCGAUGACCGCUACUAGAAUAUGUACUCGGCUCUGCAUUUUCAAAAUAAUAAAAAAAAAACUUCUCUAAAAAAAAAAAAACUUCUCCAAUAUAGUGUUCCGCCGACCCCUCAUCCACCACCACCACCUCCACCUCCCCCCCACCCCCCCUUCGGAAACGAGCAAAAUAAAAACCGGAGCGGGAGCUCCUCACCAACACGGACAAGCGCCCGCGGCCUCGCGGGGGGGGGGGCGUCCUGAGGGGCUGUUCUUUUCCCCCACAGAGGGGGGGGCGGCGGUGUUUAGAUGGAACAAACCUUGAAAACGACAGCGUUCUGUAUCUCAGGGAAACCGGGGACUGAGGAAUGAAGGCUGGAGCCGCGGGAGUUCGAAGGCCUUAUUGGUGGAACCAGAGGGGGGCGGGGGGACAACCUGGCUUGCCUACAGCUUGUUACGGCUGUACAUAUAAAUAUAUAUUUAUAUAUAUUAUAUAUAUUAUUCUUUUGUUCGGUUUCAUUAUUUUUUUUUUUUCUUUCUUUCUGGCAAUAGUAACUGCUGAAGGAUAUGAAUUCACCAGUCACACAUCAGGAAGCUUUGUCCCCGUCACUGGGACAGAUUGUCCCGUAUGUAAACUGGACCUCCCUUUUUCCCCCGUUCAGUCCCAACAGUAAUUUCACACGUAUGCUGAAGAGAAGCAGAAGACCUGCGCUGGCGAGGUCGACACUAUCGAAACACACUCAGCAGUGACAGACGCUGUUCUAUUUUCCCACCACCCUUGAGGAACGCAGGCUGUGUGCUCGUGAGCGUGUAGCUGCACAGGGACAUCGGAAAGGCUAGGUUUAUAGGAUCCGGCUUGGUUUGAUUCAUGAACUGACCUUUUCCGUAGAAUUACUGUUUUACGCCAUCUAAGCCCGUUGGAAAGCAUAGUGGCCUGCAAUUUGCCUUCCCGACUUUUGCAGGCUUAGCCAGUGCUUAUCCUCAAUGGUUAGGACAUGCUAAUGCUACUGCCUGGGACCUUGAAAUUAAAAAAAAUUAUAUAUAUAAAUGUAUAUUAUAUAUAGUUUUUUGUAACCUCCAUGAAUCACAAUAGCCCUUAAUGUCCUUGUGCUGCUCUUCUGGGAGACGUUGCUGAAUUGAACCCCAUGAGGGGAAAAUGGGCUGAACGGUGUGUACAGUUAGCGGGGUGACAAACCUUUUCAUCUGAAGGCUUUGGUUCCGUCAGCUCUCUCAUUAAAUUAGAUUAUAAUCCAGAACUCUAAUGUUUAAUGAGCUGAAAGGUGCCAAAGUCCUGUACUGGGGAGGAUCAGUUGGUUUUAUGAGAAGCGGCAAUACUCUUUGGUAGUCUUUUAGUGCCGAUUACAUCUUGGGCACAGAAUCUUAUAAUGAAGACCCAAAAACGAUUACCUAUUUUGAAUCAAAUGUUAUGAAUAGCCAAGCUGGAUUUUUCCCCUUCAUUUCAGUCUUACAUAGGCAAUCUAUCUUUUCUUGUAAUGGAAUGGGCAGAGAUUGUGAACUAAAGCCAUUAUAUUUUCUUUUUCAUGUUGUUUUUUGUAAAUGAAUAUUAAAUUGAGGCCUUGCCAUUCAUUUCAAUAUCACUUGCUUGGAAAGAGCAGUCAAAAUGUAUUUUUUAUUUUGCAUUCUCUUCAAAUCAUAACCAUUGAUUGUAUCAGAUUCUCAUGUUCAUUGAUGCGAAAUAUUAAACCUCCAUAAAUUUG
Anguilla anguilla (European eel) is the source of this 4112-nucleotide messenger RNA. It is a transcript of the gene osbpl9, whose product is annotated as oxysterol binding protein-like 9. Bases 36 to 2339 code for a protein of 767 amino acids. Gene Ontology annotation, cellular component: membrane; cytosol; intracellular membrane-bounded organelle. The transcript has 24 exons. The record is from RefSeq and is a predicted model, not a curated record. Gene Ontology annotation, molecular function: sterol binding. NCBI's taxonomy places the organism in Eukaryota, Metazoa, Chordata, Actinopteri, Anguilliformes, Anguillidae.